Messenger RNA from Schistocerca cancellata (South American locust), 8874 nucleotides. RefSeq names its product protein disulfide-isomerase A5. NCBI's taxonomy places the organism in Eukaryota, Metazoa, Arthropoda, Insecta, Orthoptera, Acrididae. The coding region runs from base 79 to 2046 and encodes 655 amino acids. The transcript has 10 exons. The record is from RefSeq and is a predicted model, not a curated record. Gene Ontology annotation, biological process: protein folding. Gene Ontology annotation, cellular component: endoplasmic reticulum. Gene Ontology annotation, molecular function: protein disulfide isomerase activity.
GGUUGAAGUUGUCAAAGUAGAGUAGGCAAUGUGUAUAUGACGCGUAUCGUGAAUUGAAAGUAAAGUAACUGUGCAAUUAUGAAUCCAAAUAGAAACGUCGUGUGUUUACUGUUGCUCUUUCUAGGAAUUUUAUCGUAUUUAGAUCAAAAAUGUGUCGAAGCAAAAUCGAAUCGGCAGAAGGCUCCCCUGGUCGAGGAAGUUUCUGACGUCAAGGAGCUGAAGAAACUGCUGCGCACAAAGAACAACGUGCUGGUGUGCUUCGUGAGCUCGUUAAAGCGAGCUGUUCCGACCGUCAAGGUGUUCCGCGAGGCCGCGGGCGCCAUCCGCGGGCAGGGCACGAUGGUGCUGGUCGACUGUUCGGGGGAGGCCCGCAAGAUGUGCCGCAAGCUGAAGGUGGACCCCGAGCCGGUGGUGCUGCGCCACUACAAGGACGGCGAGUUCCACAAGAACUAUGACCGCCCGCUGACCGCGCAGUCCAUCGUCAGCUUCAUGCGGGACCCUGCCGGCGACGCGCCCUGGGAGGAGGACCCGGCGGCCGCCGACGUCGCGCACCUGCCCGAUGCCGCGGCUCUCCAGAAGGUGCUGCAGCGCAGGGACGGCCCGCGGCAGGUGCUGGUGCUGUUCUACGCCCCCUGGUGCGGUUUCUGCAAGCAGCUGAAGCCGGACUACGCGGCGGCCGCGUCGGAGCUCAGGGGCGUCGCCACGCUGGCAGCCGUGGACGUCAACCGCCCGGAGAACGCGGUCCUCCGGCAGAAGUACAACAUCACCGGCUUCCCCACUGUCAUCUAUUUCGAAAAUGGAAGCCAGAAGAUGGUGUACGAGGGAGAGAACAAGAAGGAUGCACUUGUAAGGUUCAUCCGGAACCCGGAGAAACCUCCAGAAAAGCCGAAGGAGAUUCCCUGGGCCGAAACUGAUACCUCUGUCACUCACCUCACCACCGAGACAUUUGAUUCUUUCCUCGAGGAAGAGCCGUCUGUGUUGGUGAUGUUCUACGCACCGUGGUGUGGGCACUGCAAGAAAAUGAAGCCCGAGUACGAGAAAGCUGCCGAGACGCUGAAGGCGCACAAGAUUCCGGGAGUGCUGGCAGCUCUAGAUGCCACGAAGGAACAGGCAAUAGCGACGCGUUACGACGUCAGGGGCUACCCGACGCUCAAGUACUUCCGCGACGGUGCACUGGCGUAUGACGUCGGGACACUGCGGGACGCCGACCGUCUGACGGAGUUCAUGCGGGACCCGAAGGAACCUCCACCGCCGCCGCCCCCGGAGAAGCCGUGGAGUGAGGAGGAGGGUCAGGACGUGGUGCACCUAACGGAGGAGACCUUCAAGCCCUUCCUGCGCAAGAAGAAGCACGUCCUCGUCAUGUUCUACGCACCCUGGUGCGGCCACUGCAAGAGGGCGAAGCCGGAGUUCGUCCGGGCCGCAGCCCGGUUCCGCGACGACCCCAAGGUGGAGUUCGCAGCCGUCGACUGCACGAAGUUCGGGGCAGUGUGCGGCGCCUUUGAGGUGAAGGGCUACCCCACCGUCAAGUACUUCCACUACUUCAACAAGGAGACCAAGGACUACGGGGGCGAGCGGACGGAGGAGUACUUCGUGCGGUUCAUGCGCGACCCCCUGGGUGCCGGCGCAGAUUCUCCGGCGGACGCCGGCGCUUCUGCGAGAGCGAAGGCGGUGGCGGAGGCGGAGGGGUGGUCCACGCUGCCGGGCGGCGACCGCGUCAGGCUGCUGACCGAGGCGGACUUCGACGCUGCCGUCGCCUCGCCUGCGCCCACACUCGUGCUGUUCUACGCCCCGUGGUGCGGUCACUGUCGCAGCAUGAAGGCGGACUACGCGCUGGCGGCAAAGCGCGCGCACGACGAGAUGCUGGGCGCGACGGUGGCGGCGAUCGACGCCUCGGCGGCGGCGACAGUGCGCGGCCGCUUCGACGUCCCGGGAUUCCCUACGCUGAAGCUCUUCCGCUCGGGUUCCGUAAUCGGGGACUACCGGGGUGCCAGAACCGCGGACGGGUUCGUGUCGUUCUUGAGGACCGCCGUACAUGACGAGCUCUGAGCCGACUGAGAAGGGAGAGGAAAGACCCGAGCUCUGCAGAGAUUUCUCUCGCGCGGUGCCGACGUCUGUCUGUCGGAGGUGUAUUUAUUGGCGUUGUCACUAAUUUAUUUGCACAAUUCGAUCUGUAACGGUAGUCUCACUUAGGUAUAACGGGACUGUUCCUCAGGUACGGAGCUCUCCACUCUGCCAAUCUUGUCAUGUCAGAGUGUGAAGAGUCAGCUUUUGUUUCUUGAUUUUAGGUGAUGGGAUUUGUAACAGUUGCACUUUGUAUUAUCUGUAACAUUUUCCCACUUCUGUCUGCCCUCGUCAGUGUGGGUGUACAUACUGAAUGAAUGUCUCACUCUUAGGUUUUCCUACUGCCACAAAGUGUCACCGUCCUUCUCACUGUAAUAGAUCUGACAAUUUAUUAUUUUUAUGUUCGAAUUGCAAGCACAAGUUAUUGAUACCGUGUUCAUUUAUUAUUCUCCCAUUGCGCCUUUCUGAGGAUUACACAGCUGUCAUCUGGUGGACCUGUUUCAAUUGGGAAGCACGGACAAUUUGUAUGUUUAGCUUUUAUGCAAUCUGGAACAUCAACUUCCUGUCACGAAAGGCUUCUUUUCCAGUUGUAUUUAUACUAGAUACUCUCUCUAUAAAGUAUAUUUAUAGAAUACGUUUGUCCGCAUGACCACCUUCUGCAGCAGCUGUUAAAAUCCGUCAUACAGGUUAUCUGUCUGGAGUUGACUGCAACCUAAUUAAAAAGAAUUACACCAGACGUGUUUCGCUUUUAUUUACGAAGCAUCUUCCACUGUUAUUGGUAUUUCUCUAAAUAUUCUGUUCCUUCCCUCCUCGCUAGCAGCGGUCGGUGUCGAAAGCCUUCAUUUCACAUCUGCACUAGGCAGUUUUUGGCAUUGUGCUGUAUUUUCUGCACUGCCUUAUUUACACUUCACUUUCUUAAAGUGCUUCUCAUUCCGCACUGCCACUGUGGCGGUGAAGUGUAAAUAAUGCGGCACAGAAAAUAUUGUAGAAUGCCAAAGACUGCCAAGUGCAAAUGUGAAAUGAAGUCUUUUGACACCGACCGCUGCUAGCAAGGAGGGUAGGAGCAGAAUAUUUAAAGAAACACCAAUAACAGUGGAAGAUGCUUUACAAAUAAAAGCAAAAUGCAUCUGAUGUAAUUCUUUUUAAUCAGAUUGCAGUCAGCUCAAGGCGGAUGACCUAUUUAUAAGAGAUUUUCGUAGGAAGUACACGCCACGUGAAUACGACUGGAAAAACAGCCUGUCACCGAUUAAAGGUGGGGCCACAGAUAAUUCAAAAUUUGCACAUACAAAUCAUCCACAUCCGAUCGAUAUAAAUCCACCUGGUGGUGGCAGUGUCCGUCAUCACCGUCAUCGUCGUCAUCAGUCAGUUUACUUAAUGCAGAAUGUCAGGACCUUAUUUCUCGUGUAACUGUAUCUUUGACUAGACAUCUUCUUCGCUUGUUAUUCUUCUUUGUGGUAUUCUACCUUCAAUAUUACCUUGCUAUAUGGUCUUUCAAAAUUAUUCCCUUCCUUCCUAAAAUGUGUCCGAGGAGCACGAAGUAGCUUUAACUGGCACAGGAAGAUACAUUUCUUGUGAUGCUAAAUUCUUCUGUAACGAAAGCGUCGGUUUUCCUUUCUGUCUGCAGUAUUCGUAACAUCUUUCUCCGCCACCACAUCUCGUGGCACCCCGCUCUAGCCUCCGCAGUCCCCGUCUCGCAGCCGUGCGAGAACGUGGGGAGCACCGCUGAUUCCACUGAGCGCUGUCUUUUUCAUUAUGUUGUUACAAAUAAUAGCUUAGCUAUCUGGCUGGUGUGAAAAACUUUUGUUGAACAAUUAUUUGCAAAUGCCAUUUGUAUCAGAAUUACUGAGUUACUUUGUGAGCUGUUUUGUACUUCUCUCAACUUCUAUAAUGAAUUCUAUCAUUUUCUUAUUGCAUGCACUACUGUGAAUGUUUGUUCCAGAAAUCAGAAAGUGUUGGUCUUUCAUAACUCACCCAGCUUUACAAUUUUUAUAUUUCUGAAUACGGUUCUUGUUCUCCAAAUGUACUGAAAAAAAGUAUUUUCUCUAAAAUAGUAUUUCUUCUUUGAGAGAAAUAUGUGUUCAGCCAGAAGUAGUAAUCUGUAGAGCACCGAGUGGAUUGCAAAAUGCUUGCCUUUACACUCGACCAGUAAAGAAUGUCAUUUUCAGUGCUAACCGUGAAGAAUUAUGGGUUCCUCGAGAUAUUCGACUUCAGAUUAUAUUACACUUGUGGUUAGAGAUAGUCACGUAUCAGAUGUCGGGCACUAUGGGGAAACACAAUGUCUCUCAGCCUGUGACAAUCUCUCUGCGAACUCACAAGGUUAUUGAGCAUUUUAUGGGCAUUCUGGCUUCUUGUUUCAUAUAACUGCUGUAUUAUAUAUUUACAGAAUGCAGUUCAGUAGAAAAUAUAUGGAUCGUGUUUUCUUCCUGUAAAGGCACAGCAUUUUAAAUUAGCAAGUGUCGUCCAGGCAGAAUCUUCCACAGAAGAUAGGAUACCUAUGUCCUGCCUUUCCCCUAUGCACGUAACAAAAUCGUGCUAUAGGAAGUGUGUACGUUGUUCAAAUGAAACAUCAGAAGUUGUUUUGUGUGUUCCGUAUAAGCGGAGAGUGGAUCUGCAAUCGGCAGUGACAUUAACAGUGCUGUAUGUGUUAAGAGUAUUAUUUUGGUGUGUAAUUUACAUUUUACUUUUUAGUAGAACAUUGGUGCUACCUAUUCUGUAUUGCUGAUUAAUUAUAUUAUUAUUCACUCUGUGCUAAAGGAUAAGCGUCUGAGUAUUAAUUAACAUGUGCAUUAUUAUAUUUCUGAUACUCUCUUCUGUUGUUGUAGUGAAACACUGCAAGUUUGCAUAAUUUAUAUGUAGGCCUACACAAGGAGUUUGAUACUUAUAUAUUGUUGCUGAGCUUUCUCUUGGAACAAUUUUUUAUUGGUUCUGGGGAGAGGACGUAAUUUUCAAGGUUGCAUACAUAAGAACAUAAAUUUAGUAUGAAAAUGGAAUGUUUUCAUAUCUUUUUGUGAGUCAAAUAUUUCUCAGUAUUUAAGAGAAGCUUGCAGCAUAUCACUUAAAUGUGCCUAAAAUCUGAAUGUAAUGAAUAUUCAAAUAACUUACGGGACCUUUCAAGAGUGUGAAAGAUGUUCCUCAGCUGCAUUUUCAGUGGUUAUUUGAAUAUGUCUAAAAUUGUGUAAGCACACUGCACCUGCUUUGGAAAUGCACAAAGAGUUAUUUAUAAUCUUUUGAGUUAUUUUAAUAGUUAAAUUUGUACUUUCACAAUGUACAUCCACACGGACACUCUGCUAAUCACAUUUAAGUGCCCGGCAGAGGGUUCAUCGAACCACCUUCGAGAUAAUUCUCUAUUAUUCCAAUCUUGAACAGCACACGGAAAAAAACAAACACCAGUAUUUUUCUGUGUAAACUCUGGUUUCCCUUAUUUUAUGACGAUGAUCUUUUAUCCCUGCGUAGGUCAUAUUUUCGCACAGUUACCAGAUAUCUUUCAUCUUUUGUAGAGCUUAGUUAUUUCUCAAAUUUACUUUCAAGCAUCUAAUGUUGAAGUUGCUUUGAUGUGAUAACGGGUAAGGAGCUAAGUGCUCGUGUGGUGUUUGGCAUUGAUCGUGGCAGUGGAAACACUGUCAGGAAAUAAAAACAGUAUCAGAGGUGAGACUGAGUACUGUGAAUGUAAUUAGAAACUAUAUUUUUAAGUUUUUCCGUUGUAAGGGACCACAGUCAUGUAGAACAUUUUGAAAGAAACUUCUACUAUUUGAUUGUAAAUUACUAUUGAUUUAUUUCACAUAAGCACGAUUUUGGCUUUAUAGCCGUUCUCGAGUGUAAGUUUAAAUGUCACAAAAUGUCCAACUCGGUCUUAUAAACUGGUCGUGUCGCUCGUAUCCCGUAAUACGACGACACGAUUGUGAGACCGGAUACGAGCUAUUUCGAUGGCAAUGUGUCAUUUAGGUGUCUCGGACAUUUUGUGACAUUUCAGCUUGCCCUCUAGCACUGCUAUAAAGCUGAAAUCGUGAUGUGUGAAAUAAAUUAAUAGUAAUUUACAGCCAGAUAGUGGAAAUUUCUUUCAAAAACAUAUUUGUGAAUGCAGGGCACUUUUGGAAAGAAAAUAGAUAUUGUGAAAUUAUUGAGUGAUAGCUUAAUAAAUGACCAGUAAGGGCUGUUUAGGAAACUGAGACUAAAUACGAAUACUAUUACAAAUGAUCAGGUUACUUUCCAUUCGGAAAGCUGUCGCACUCCACGACUGUUAUAUUAACUUGUAGAUUGCAGCGAUCAGUCGUCCUUCUUAAAUUUGAUUGUGCAGAUCUAGAUUUCGGCUACAAGCUAACCAUUCUCGAUGCACUAUUAUUUUUGCUCAGUGCACGUAAUGCCUGUCGGCCGGGCUUCAUCCACAGAUACAAAUCAGUCCGAUGCCAGGUCAGGGUAUUUGACCUCAGUAUGUGCCGUUCCUCUGGAGAAAGAGCACGUCGAUUCCGACGAGACAGACCCGGUACAGACUGAAAUACAGUCAUUAAUGUGAAAUUCUGAAAGUAGAACGAGGGCGUGUGGUGACUGAUAGAUCUGCUUUGUACUUGGGAAAAGUGGGUGUGCUGCUUGAGGUUGUGAGUCAUUUCUCUGUCUGAGUUUCACGAAUGUUGAAGUGAGGUGUUUUUUGACACAGGUAAUAAAUGUCGGUGUCCCAUCUCUAAUGAGCUUGAAAUUGGUGGCACAGCUGUACCUUCCUCCUUCAGUUUCCUCAGCAUAACAGUGCCUCCGUACAGCUCGCCACAUAAUGACGACCCCCCCCCCCCCCCCCUCCUCCUCCUCCAUUUUCCAUUGGAGCUGAUGCGUCUUCAUAUAAAUCCUGUAUCCAACAAUGUCUGUCAGUAAAUAAUGUAGCGUGCAAAACACCGAGCGACUGCUUCGUGGUUGUGUUUUCUGAAGUGGAAGACCACGUGAUAAACACUGAGCAAUAUAAAAAUCCUGUAUGGUAUUCAUUUGUUGCAAAACAACAAAAAUAACAACUCUACACAUAUUUAUGUGACAUUUAGUACAAAUCUGACUCGUAUAAGAUACUCUCGGUAUUCUUGCUGUGUCGAACUAGAAUAAGAGCUCACCUUUCGGUGUGAGUUUCAGUCGUCACCGACUGUCGACAUACUGCGAGACGUGUCAGUGUCUGCGUUCCCAUUCCAUCGUUGCCGACCCGGCAAAUUUCUCUGUAGUCUCCAGACACUGAAAGCUCGCUUCCGUGCAAAAGUAAAAUGACAGACGACGUCCGAGUUAUUCCCGAUGUCGGACACCAGUCUCAUAAGUGUAGAAGAUAUUUUAUAUCAAAUCAAACAUAUUUCUAACACUGUGUUCGGCAACAGUCGAUUUUUCUGAAUUGGGAAUUUUAAUACGACAUCGAUGCUCGGACACUGUACGGGUCGAAUGGCCGUUACAGUUCCUAUAAAUCUCGUUCGUUUUAAAUAUUUUUUAAGUGUGGUGCACAAAUUUAAAUAUCUGUAUAGUUAUAACUAAUUUUUGAAUAAUGAAAUUGUUUGUUCUCAGUAAACUUAGACAAAAAGAUCCAAAAAUUUGCUGCAGCAUUACGUAAAAUUGUGCAAAAUUCCCAAACCUAGAUUAUUUAUGUAACUAUUUAGCAAAUGGUGAAUUGAUUCUUACGUGCACAAUCGUAUUAGUUAACUGUGUUUGUGCAGUAGGCAGACACUCUGUGCUCACGUGAACCACUAGAAUGACUUUUGCUUCAGCUAGUCAGGUGCCAAUUGCAGAUGUUGAGUUUUGCUAACCUGCCUGAUUUGUCCUCCACUGUUUCACUGAUAAUUAUGACAUAAACAAAACUGUAGCAGCCACAUUCACUCAAUUUUUAAGCAACUUCUAAAAAUAAUUGUGUUGCUGUACCAUUUGUAGCAGCGCCAUACAGUUUAUAUGCAAAACUCUGCAGGUUGUUGUAGUUUGAAUUCUCCCUGUAAUCGUUCUCAGAAUUUUAGCUUAUGUCAUUGUAUUAACUGUACUGUUUAAUUGUGGACUCCAACUGCUCUUUUGUCGAUCUCACGUUCACCGUCACGUACAUAAUUCAGUAUCGGACAAGUAUCGGAAUCUCUUCUGUUCGGCUGACGUGCUGUGGCGCGUCUCCGAAUGCUUCUCACUUGACCUGUAGAAUAUAGAGUGUGAAAGUUUUAAGAGGACCGAUAUCAUUUUUGACGUAAGAUGUGAUUUUGAUAGUAGUGUGUAUAAAGUUAGAUUAAAGCUGUCAUAUAUUUUUCUAAAAGGAACUAUCAAAAUGUUAUGAAACUAAACUGUUUUUAUAUUGUGUGCUACUGACAUACAUAUUUAUGUGUACAAGUAUUGUAAGAACUAAAUGGUAAAAUCAGGGUAAUUUUUGACGUAUCUUUAUGUGAACUAUCUGUGUGAAGUGUCUGUGCUGUCACUGACAGAACUUUAUAUUCUUGUAGUAAGCUUUCUGUCCGCUUCUUCACGUGUGUCUAUUAUUUCGUACUGUGGAUGUAAAUGAAACAAAAAUUACAAAAGGCAUUUAAUGUUGCUGUAGCCUUUGAUAAGCACAGAUUGUGUGUCAUUGUUCAAUGUUUGGUGUCUGUAACCUUGUCGGUGUGUUUUGAUAAAUAAUAUAUCUAUUUACAGACCUGUAUUUUGUUUUUUACGAGUUCCGAUAGCCGCACAUUGCGGACGGGUCAAAAUUGUCGAGAUUGAGAGGUAGCGUUCGGACCCGUCCGUACCGACGGAACGGCGGCGGCUCUGCCGGUGGGAUCUCACUUUCUAAAUGUUUACCAGAUUUUGUGUCUUAUUAAAUACUUGGUGGAAAAAUAAAUGAAUAAACAAAGA